ACCUACAGCCAUCUUUUCCCCACCCAUUCUUAGUCUAUAUCUCUGUCUGUUUUCCACAAACUCGAAAACACAGGAACCAGGGAGAGGGAUCAGUGUUCCCUGAGGAGAGGAUUGCACUCAGAGCUGUGGAAUUAAGCAGCUUUGACACUGUAUGCAACUCUCUCUCUCUCUCAUAACUAACUGCACAUUUAGCUCAGUUCUUCCAUGGGAGGAGCAGAGAGAUGCUUCUUCUUUAUAAAAGUCAAUUUGCCAUGAGGAUGUCAACUUUACAGCCACAGCUGUACUGAGUGUGAAGACAUUUGGGCUUGUUUCCAUAAUGGAGAUCGAAGGAAGGCCAGGUCUAAAUGUGCAGAAAAAAGGAAUCAUGAAGAAGCCUGACCCGGUCAAACCACCACCAAACAACACAGAAGAAGAGGAUAUGGAUUGUAAAGACAUGCAGAAGGAGGCACUGAACAGGCGCAACGCCUGGGAGCCCACUGUCUUCUAUUCACUUGGCAACGAGACAUUUUUGUUCACCGGGCAGGAGAUCAACAUCCGAGAGUCACUCGACUCUUUUGGCGCCGUCAUCUGGCCAGGCGCUGUGGCUCUCUGUCAGUAUUUGGAAAAGAACCGGGAACAGGUUGAUCUGCUGGAUAAAGCAGUGCUGGAACUUGGAGCGGGAACAGGACUAGUGUCCAUAGUGGCAAGUUUAUUGGGUGCCUGGGUCACAGCCACAGAUCUGCCCGAUGUCCUGUCGAACCUGAACUUUAACCUCUCUCGCAACACACGGGGCCGCUGCAGAUACACACCACAGGUGGCGGCUCUGGUCUGGGGUCAGGAUGUGAAACGUGACUUCCCCAGCUCAGUCUACAAUUAUGACUAUGUGUUUUGUGCAGACGUGGUCUAUCAUCACAACUUUCUAGAGGAUCUACUGAUCACCAUGCAGUACUUCUGUAAGCCAGGAACCACCCUACUGUGGGCCAAUAAGGUGCGAUUUCAAUCUGACCUGUGUUUCAUUGAAAACUUUAAAAAUGAUUUUAAUGUCACAUUGCUGGAAGACAUCCCACAAGAGGAGGUAAGGAUCUACCAGGCCACCGCAAGGACGUCAGCCCAAAUGAGGGAGGAGGAGAGGCAGAACCAGCAACAAAUGCAUGGGAGAUUAUACAUUGAAUGAGUGCAGCAGCCCCAACAUUGAAGAGAAGGUGCUCCACCUGUUGGCCCUCUGCAAAGUUGCAAGGAAUGAUUGCCAAGUGUUACUAUUCCUAAUAAUGGAAAAAGCAUGUCCUUUUUGUUUCAGAAUAAAAAAGGUAUUUUUUUUUUUAAGUAAUGCAAUUUAAUACUUUUGUCACUUCAUAUGUCCUCUACUUCUCAAUGUGACACAAUUGUCAAUUUCUUAUUUUAAAUAUCUCACAGUAAUCUGUUUAUUUCUCAGUCUGAGUUGGAAAUAGUUUAGUUUUUAGUGUGUGAAUUACUUAAAUGAUGUUGUUACCCACUUUGUUAUAUAUACCAUUUAUACUAUCAUUGUUAAUUGUUAUUAAAAUUUAAUUGCAUUUGCAAUAUGGUGCAAAGUCCUAAUCUUCUCCCUAAAUCUACACUACAGUUCAAAAGCUUGUGGUCAGUAACACUUCUGUUUUAAGUAAAUUAUUAUAUUUUAAUUAUAAACUACUAAUUUGGUUUCCACAAAAAUAAGCAGCAUAAACCAUUUUCAAAAUUGAUAAGCAAUGUUGCUUGAGCACCAAAUCAGAAUGAUUCCUGAAUUAUCAUGUGACACUGAAGACUAGAGUUACAGCAGCUGA
This is a messenger RNA of Onychostoma macrolepis, 1775 nucleotides long. RefSeq names its product methyltransferase 21C, AARS1 lysine b (gene mettl21cb). The transcript is spliced from 6 exons. Gene Ontology annotation, cellular component: cytoplasm; cytosol. The coding region runs from base 317 to 1153 and encodes 278 amino acids. Lineage: Eukaryota; Metazoa; Chordata; Actinopteri; Cypriniformes; Cyprinidae. Gene Ontology annotation, molecular function: protein-lysine N-methyltransferase activity. The record is from RefSeq and is a predicted model, not a curated record. Gene Ontology annotation, biological process: peptidyl-lysine methylation.